AUGUUAGAACAAACGAUAAGUGGACGCUCACAGGACCCCACCGUCACAGGACCCCACUGUCACAGGACCCCACCGCCACAGGACCCCACCGCCACAGGACCCCACCGUCACAGGAUCCCACCGUCACAGGACCCCACCGUCACAGGACCCCACAGGACCCCACCGUCACAGGAUCCCACCGUCACAGGAUCCCACGGUCACAGGACCCCACCGUCACAGGACCCCACAGGACCCCACCGUCACAGGACCCCACCGUCACAGGACCAGACCGUCACAGGACCCCACCGUCACAGGACCCCACCGUCACAGGACCCCACCGUCACAGGAUCCCACCGUCACAGGAUCCCACAGGACCCCACGGUCACAGGACCCCACGGUCACAGGACCCCACAGGACCCCACCGUCACAGGACCCCACAGGACCCCACCGUCACAGGACCCCACCGUCACAGGACCAGACCGUCACAGGACCCCACCGUCACAGGACCCCACAAGACCCCACCGUCACAGGACCAGACCGUCACAGGACCCCACCGUCACAGGACCUCACAGGACCACACUGUCACAGGACCCCACUGUCACAGGACCCCACUGUCACAGGACCAGACCGUCACAGGACCCCACCGUCACAGGACCCCACAGGACCCCACAGGACCAGACCGUCACAGGACCCCACCGUCACAGGACCACACAGGACCCCACAGGACCAGACCGUCACAGGACCCCACAGCACCCCACCGUCACAGGACCCCACAGGACCCCACAGGACCCCACCGUCACUCAUUUAGUCAUCAACUAA
Molecule: messenger RNA, 798 nt
Organism: Oncorhynchus nerka (sockeye salmon)
Lineage: Eukaryota; Metazoa; Chordata; Actinopteri; Salmoniformes; Salmonidae
Product: proline-rich protein 2-like
Exons: 2
Coding region: 1-798 (265 amino acids)
Source: RefSeq, a predicted model, not a curated record